GGCACCAUGGCCCGGAGCAGGGUGCUGCUGCUCCUGCUGCUGCUGCUGCCGCCACAGCAACUGCACCUGGGAUGGGUGCUCUCGGCGAGGACCCCUGCAGUAGCCCUAGCCAGCACUCCCAGCCCCAGCCCUGAGGAGAACGAGUUCUUGGAGGGGCCAGUGCUGAUCCUGAACCCAGAAGAACCGAGGCCUGGCCCAGCCACGGUCGACUGCCCCCGUGAAUGUACCUGUUCCCAGGAGGGUGUUGUGGACUGCAGCGGCAUUGAUCUGCGAGAGUUCCCAGGGGACCUGCCGGAGCACACCAAUCACCUCUCCCUGCAGAACAACCAGCUAGAGAAGAUCUACCCCGAGGAGCUCUCCCGCCUGCACCUGCUGGAGACCCUGAACCUCCAGAACAACCGGCUGACGUCCCGAGGGCUCCCGGAGGAGGCGUUCAAGCACCUGACCAACCUCAAUUACCUGUACCUGGCCAAUAACAAGCUGACCUUGGCGCCCCGAUUCCUGCCGAACACCCUGGUCAGUGUGGACUUUGCUGCCAACUAUCUCACCAAGAUCUACGGGCUCACCUUUGGCCAGAAACCAAACUUGAGGUCUGUGUACCUGCACAACAACAAGCUGGCCGACGCGGGGCUGCCAGACAACAUGUUCAACGGCUCCAGCAAUGUGGAGGUCCUCAUCCUGUCCAGCAACUUCCUGCGCCACGUGCCCAAACACCUGCCACCUGCCCUCUACAAGCUGCACCUCAAGGGGUGCCACAAACUUCAGUUGGUAAAAAUCCGAAGCAUGUGCCAAGUCCAGCGAAGCAAAAGGCACUCAAACGAGGCCGGCUUUUAUCGUGGAAUCAACCCCGCGAUGAAACAGCGGCUCCUGGAGGACCCCUGUCAGAAGCUUUCCAGCCUGGAGUACCUGGAUCUGUCCAGCAACAACCUGUCGCGCGUGCCAGCGGGGCUGCCGCGCAGCCUGGUGCUGCUGCACCUGGAGAAGAACGCCAUCCGGAGCGUGGACGCCGACGUGCUCACCCCCAUCCGCAGCCUCGAGUACCUGCUGCUGCACAGCAACCAGCUGCGGGCGCACGGCAUCCACCCGCUGGCCUUCCAGGGCCUCAAGAAGCUGCACACGGUGCACCUGUACAACAACGCGCUGGAGCGCGUGCCCCGCGGGCUGCCCCGCCGCGUGCGCACGCUCAUGAUCCUGCACAACCAGAUCGCUGGCAUCGGCCGCGACGACUUCGCCACCACCUACUUCCUGGAGGAGCUCAACCUCAGCUACAACCGCAUCACCAGCGCGCAGGUGCACCGCGAUGCCUUCCGCAAGCUGCGGCUCCUGCGCUCGCUCGACCUGUCCGGCAACCGCCUGCAGACGCUGCCGCCGGGCCUGCCCCGCAACGUGCACGUGCUGAAGGUCAAGCGCAACGAGCUGGUCGCCCUGGCGCGGGGGGCGCUGGCCGGCAUGGCCCAGCUGUCCGAACUCUACCUCACGGGCAACCGGCUGCGCAGCCGGGCCCUGGGCCCGCGCGCCUGGGCGGACCUGGCUCGUCUGCAGCUGCUGGAUAUCGCGGGGAACCAGCUCACGGAGAUCCCCGAGCGGCUCCCCGAGUCGCUGGAAUACCUGUACCUGCAGAACAACAAGAUCAGCACCGUCCCUGCCAACGCCUUUGAUGCCACCCCCAACCUCAAGGGGAUCUUUCUCAGGUUCAACAAGCUGGCCGUGGGCUCUGUGGUGGACAGUGCCUUCCGGAGACUGAAUCACCUGCAGGUCCUGGACAUUGAAGGCAGCUUCGAGUUUGGGGACGUUUCCAAGGACCGUGGCCACUUGAAGGAAGAAGAGGAAGAGGAGGAGGAAGAGGAAGAAGAGGAGGAGGAGGAGGAGGAAGAAUCGAGAUAGUGAUGAGGUGACAUGGAUCUGACCCAGGACAGCGGACAGCCGGACUCCUCUGCAGCAAGCCAUGUGCCCCGGAAGCCCUCUUUUGGCGACGCUCACAGAUGCCAUCAGAUGCACCGGUGCUGCACCCAGGGGCGUCCCUACAGAUACAGGCUGAACACACCCGCCCCCUCCUGCAGCGGGUCGCGACCCAGACACGCGCCGGCGCGGCCACACGCACACGCCUCCCGCUACCCUGAGUCCCGCCCCGCCCUGGCACACACACGCACCCGCUCCCAUGGACAAAUGCCUCGCCCUUAGCCGGAAGUGUCCACAACAAGCUCACCCUUUGCCCCGUCCCUCUGUCCGUCCGUCCCCUGGAGAAGACACCAGACGACCUCUGUUCUUUUUGGGGUCAGGUGCCUGCCGCCCUCUGGGACUAACAAAAGCUGGCUUUUGUCCCCACUUCCCCCCUUGUGGAUGAGAACCUUUCAGAUAGCUGCCUGUCCCCCCACCCCUGUCCGGCUGCUAGUGCUCCUCUGCUGGCACCCCACCGGAGGCCACACAGGUGAGCGUCUGGGCGGUCAGCAGCCCAGGUGCCUGGUGGGGGCAGGUUGUGGGGCUGGGCCAGAGAACGUCAGGAGGGCACCUGCCACCGCUGCUCACCUGACACCGGCUUCAUUCUUUGGGUCUGUGGGAACGUUCUGGGUGCCUUUUAUUUUUUAUUCUUUUUUAAGAAAAAGAAAAAAAAAGAUAAAAAUCUCAAAGCGGAUUUUUCUUGUUACAGAAAAACUAAUAUAAAAGCAUGAUCCCUGUCCCUGCA
This is a messenger RNA of Echinops telfairi (small Madagascar hedgehog), 2683 nucleotides long. It is a transcript of the gene PODN, whose product is annotated as podocan. The record is from RefSeq and is a predicted model, not a curated record. NCBI's taxonomy places the organism in Eukaryota, Metazoa, Chordata, Mammalia, Afrosoricida, Tenrecidae. Bases 7 to 1884 code for a protein of 625 amino acids. Gene Ontology annotation, molecular function: protein binding. The transcript has 10 exons.